AACAAAAGAAAGAAUAAUUUAAAGGUUUUGUGAAUGAGGCCCAUUGUGUUUUUGAGUCACUCAAUGGAUGAGGCGCAGGAAAAAAUAUAUAGUGGUGGAGACAACAAUGCCCUUAAACCUAAUGAUGUGUGUGGUUGGGCUGAUAGUUCCACCACUGGGUAGGGAUGCACAACUCGAUGAAAUGUGUCAGGUUUGGGGAAAAUAGGCAUAGUAUGCCAGCAGUUUCGAAGUAAUCAUGGAUUUUAUUUAUGAAAGAAUGCACAAAGAGAAAAGAACAAACAAAGCAUGAAACAAAACACAGGUGCACUAAAUACUGCACAAAAUCUUCAUCCAGCCUUACAGCAGUCUGUCCUCCAAGCAAGUAGAAAAAUAACCAAUAAAAGUACAAACUUUUAAUAUUGUGCGAAGUAUAAAUGUGUAACAGUGGGUACCAUACUGUUAAUGUCAAAAGAUGUCUGAAGUUAUGUGCAUGCACAAUGACGGUUGGGGGUUGCUUAGUGACAACUCAAAUUAAGCCAGCAAACGAAACUAAAAAAUGAAACGCCACAUGCCAGUGCUUAUACCUAGAGCCUACGGUGUGCUAUACAUACGUAGAUUCUUCCACAAGUGAGGAGACUGUGGUGAGUGAAGAAACGUCUCGCUCUUUUUUCUUUUUUUUCUUUCUUUUUUUUUUUUUUUUACAAUGUGUUAUGUCCAAUCCUUAUCAUGGAACAAAAUAGCAAAUGUUUUGUUGUGCGGGGUGAUGUCACUACGCACUGCAUCAUAAUGACAUGGGCAAUUAAAAUGUCAGGUAAGGCACUGCAGCAUGACGCAGAGAUUAGAGUUAAAUUUCCCUAUCAUUAAUGUAGGUUCCAGGGAGCUGUUGUUGUACUGUAAAGUAAGGUAUUGAACCUGGGCUGCUUUAGUUGCCUACACAUAUCUGCAGCUUGUAAUAUGUAUACUUUUUAGAUGGGUAGCUAUAUUGCCAUGGAGAAGUUUUCCAAGUAAAUUUAUUUUCAUUAAAAAGCUAAAUGAACCGAAUUUCAUGUAAUUAUGCAGAAUGUGGAAUACACUGACAGAACAACUCAAACUUUGACCUCUUGAAGGAGGUACAUCCUGGAAGACUGUCCAAAGCCUUCCAUUAAUUUGAAAUAAGUCUGGUUUUUGAAAGGUUGACAACAGAGCUGCACAGGGCCUCUUCUAACUUUUAGGUUUGCUGUCGUGUAAUUUGAAAUUAACCUUAUUCAGAGUGUAUACUUCAAUUCGCAGCCCCCACCCCUCCUGGCUUUCCCCUUGUCCCCUGCCCCCAAUGUUUUGUAUGGGUUCUUCAUUUUAUUUAAAUGUCAAAUUUAAAAAUAACUUGUCAAACAAUCAAAUGAAAUCAUCCAAAAUUGGAGGAAUGCAUAGUUUGGCUGUUAUUGCAUUAAGAUAGCAUGCCUUGUAUGGCUUUAAAAGCCAUUGUUUUAUCAACUAACGCUUGCAUGCGCUGAGCAAAGAAGAGUCUCAUAUCACUUGUGGCAUCUGGUGAAAAGUCUAGAAAGAGCUUUCAUGGAAGAAAGACUGAGAGAUAAUGUGAAGCGAGGGUCUUUGCAAAACAAGAAAAAAAAAACACACCCAUCCUGAGAGAGAACGGGGCGGGAUGUGUGGAGGUGUAGGUGUAGAGAGGGGGGCUUUGGAACCACAACAGGUGACAUUAACUUACCACCAUUACCACUGAGGACCUAACAUCCUGUCAGCUCUGCAUGAAGAGAGAAACAGGCAGCCCCCCAGCACCGAGAAACCCGAGAGGCAUCACAGAGAACGCGUUCUUUCUCUGUCGAAGAGUCUGGAUACAGGGGGCCACAAGAGCCAGGGCAAGUGCGCUGCAGGAACUUGACGGAGUUACAGUGUGUAGCGGAGGCCUCAUUCCUGAAGCUGUUUGCCAAAAUGGGGAGUAAAGCACUACCCGCGCCGAUUCCACUUCACCCAUCCCUCCAGCUGACAAACUACUCCUUCCUCCAAGCUGUCAAUACCUUCCCUGCGGCCGUUGAUCACCUGCAAGGAUUGUACGGCCUCAGCGCUGUACAAACCAUGCAUAUGAACCACUGGACUCUGGGUUAUCCGCACAUGCAAGGACUGAGGUCAACAAUCACCGAAAUGGCAGCUGCCCAAAGCUUAAUGGAUCCGAGAUUUCCUUUUCCAGCUUUACCGUUUGCUGCGCACCUUUUCCACCCGAAGCAGGGUGCAAUAACACAUGUCCUCCCCUCUCUGGCUAAAGAUAGACCGAGGUUUGAUUUUAGAAAUCUCGCCAUUGCUGCCACCCAGGAGGACCCGCCUAAAUCAGGGGAUCUUUCCAAGUUGACAGCGGGCCUGGGGGGCGCCAUCUCUGAGCUGAGUAAACUGUCCCCGGACAGAAAGCCCACGAGAGGACGCCUGCCGUCGAAGACGAAAAAGGAAUUUAUUUGCAAGUUCUGUGGCAGACAUUUCACUAAGUCAUACAACCUCCUCAUCCACGAAAGAACCCAUACAGACGAAAGGCCUUAUACCUGUGAUAUUUGUCACAAGGCGUUUCGAAGACAGGAUCACCUGAGAGACCACAGGUACAUCCAUUCUAAAGAGAAGCCUUUCAAAUGUCAAGAAUGUGGGAAGGGGUUCUGUCAAUCGCGAACUUUAGCCGUGCACAAAACAUUACAUAUGCAGGAAUCUCCUCACAAAUGCCCGACAUGCGGAAGAACGUUUAACCAAAGAAGUAACCUGAAAACUCACCUUCUCACCCAUACAGACAUCAAGCCCUACAGCUGUGACCGCUGCGGAAAGGUGUUUCGGCGCAACUGUGACUUGCGACGGCACAGUUUGACUCAUACCCCCCCUCAGGACUACUAGCCACGAAGGCUGGACAUCUAAUAAAAAUAAUAAAAAAAACUAUUUUAAAGAACGGAGAACACAAAAAUAACGGAAACAAAGCGUUUUCAGACAAACCAAAGCUCUAUCGGGACAGAUAGGCUACGACACACCCCAGUGGACUGGUUGGAUGACUCCAUUAACAGAACAAGCAGGAGCCAAGCCCGGUUGUUUCUUCUCAACAUGUAAAUACCAAGGCUAUCAAAACCUAUGUAAAUAAAGUUUUUUUUCUAUAAUUACUGUCUUUUAAUUCAAAAGUGUAAAAGAAAAAAGUUUUCUAAUUUUUGGAAGUAUGUUAAAUUGUAUUUUAGAAAUAAAGAGUUUAAUAUUCAUCAGCGUUAA
Anguilla anguilla (European eel) is the source of this 3201-nucleotide messenger RNA. It is a transcript of the gene osr2, whose product is annotated as odd-skipped related transciption factor 2. The coding region runs from base 1906 to 2841 and encodes 311 amino acids. NCBI's taxonomy places the organism in Eukaryota, Metazoa, Chordata, Actinopteri, Anguilliformes, Anguillidae. Gene Ontology annotation, molecular function: RNA polymerase II transcription regulatory region sequence-specific DNA binding; DNA-binding transcription factor activity, RNA polymerase II-specific. The transcript has 4 exons. The record is from RefSeq and is a predicted model, not a curated record. Gene Ontology annotation, cellular component: nucleus. Gene Ontology annotation, biological process: embryo development; urogenital system development; regulation of transcription by RNA polymerase II.